Fonsecaea multimorphosa CBS 102226 is the source of this 2580-nucleotide messenger RNA. RefSeq lists its product as uncharacterized. The transcript has 5 exons. Lineage: Eukaryota; Fungi; Ascomycota; Eurotiomycetes; Chaetothyriales; Herpotrichiellaceae. The record is from RefSeq and is a predicted model, not a curated record. Bases 1 to 2580 code for a protein of 859 amino acids.
AUGUUCCAGAUUAACCUCACAGUUGGAGAAGUUGCGGGUCUUAUUUCAGGGUGUAUCUCACUGCUACAUAUUGUGAUCCCCCUGUUAUUUGCUUUUGUGCUUGUCGGCAUCGUCCGUGACCGCUCCUUCGAUGCCGUCACAUGGUCCUCGAUCAGCCAUCUCCUGCAGAGUUCCUGGUGGCCAUUACUCUUGCAGAGCGAUGGCGCGGCGGGGAACUUCAUGGGCAAAAUGGUGCGCUGGCGUGUCUUUGGCGUCUCGUUGCUCGUGACUCUGGCGACCAUCUGCCUGGUCGUCGCAAACUUCCUCACCCCAAAGCCGCUCUUGGAGAAGAUCAAUCCAUCUAGCGGUCUACAUGACGUCGAGUUCUUUUCUGUCACAGACCCGUCCUACUACGGGAUGGCCACACUGGAGCUACAGGGCGUGAACCGGCGGUGCGGCUGGCAGAAGUGGAUGGACUGCCCGCAUUCCAUCUACGAUGACCCGGCGGUAAGAAACCAAUACGUCGACCACACGGUGAUCAACUCGACGAUUCCCGACGUCACUCGAGAAGUCUUCACCAGCGGGACCAAGAUCGGGACCGUGGCCAAUCUUCUGGACAUCGAGUUCCGGGCCUACAACCUGGUCAACAACGUGUAUGUGGAUAACAACGCCACCCGGGCCGUGGGCCGCCUGGAGGUGCUCCCGUCCAUGAUCCUCAACCAGGGAUAUCAUCUGGUCAACGGCUUGAUCAUCGACGCGUACAACGGAGGUAUCGGCAUCCGCAACCACACGGUGCCCGGCGGUCUCGAACUGGGCGCGACGUGGACCGAGGAUAUUCUCUGGGUUAUCCCGGAGACGCGGUGCACCAACACGAACCUUUCCCUGCACUUCUCGGUCAACGGCAACGCCUCCAGCUCCGGGUCCGGCGACGACGGCUACCUGCGCGACGACGGCGGCUUCUCCGACAUCAGCCCCCAAAUCCCCUUACCGGCCUGGAACGACGGCAACACGUGGAAGGACGUGGGCUCCACGCCGCAGCUCAAGCGCAGCGCCGACAUUCUGGCGUGGUGGAACAACCAGUUCGUGGCCCAGGCCCUCAACCUCACGGACUCGGAAAAGGGAGCGAUCUACAGGGGUCAAUUGAACACCUUUGGCUAUCUCAGCGAGCCCGGCGCCAUCAAGAUCAGCAGCAUGGACGGCAUGUUCUUGGAUGAUAUAUAUUACAAGGAGCAGACGACGUUGGAGUCGGAGUUUGAAAAUUACGGCACUCGAUGCAGCGGCUACUACGACGACGACCCGAGCGUGGACGGCAAGGCCUUCAUGCAGUGCGGAUACCUGUACAGCAUCCCGCAGCCGGAGAACGUCGACCAGGGACAAUCGUGGCGCCCCGACCCAGGAUCCCCCUGGCAGCAAAACCUGUACACCUGCGCCAGCUCCGUCGCCGCGACGGUCAAGCAGGUGACGUUCAGCACCAACGGCAGCACAUCGCUCGAGGCGCUGCAGGUGAUUGACGUGCAGGAGAAAGCCUACAACUCCUCUGACCUGCCGCUGUGGGGCGUCGAGAAAGUCGACCCAUCCACGUACAAGAUCUGGGACGUGUACAAGUUCUGGGGCCUGAUCGACGAGUCCCUCGCGGACCACCCGGACGUCGUCGCCCAGCGCGCCGCAAAGAUUUAUUUACCCGCCGCCGUCCGCGGCACUACUUUGGGCAUCCACAUGUACGACUCGUUCGCGGCUGGCGGAGUCUUCACAGCCGCGUGGAACAGUAUUUACUCGUACGCGGCGGCGUUGAGUGAUGUCAAUGAGAAUGCUAUACCAAACUACAGCGGCAAAUCCAACUACGGCCUCACCCUCAAAUGGCGCGAUCUCAUGUCCCGGUCCGCCGGCAGCGCCGGUCCCGAGACGCUGAUGAACCUGAUCUGGACGGACCUAAUCAGCUUCGCCAUCGUCGGCACACGGACGGGCUUCGAGGGCAUGGGAACCAUGUCGACGCUCACAAAACGCGACUCCCAAAGCCAGGUCGGUCUCCGACCUGCGCACAAGUACGAGCGAUCCAUCGCGUACGGGGACCUGCGCUACGCGAUCCCGGCGUUCAUCGUCGGCGCCAUCUUCCUGCUCACUUUGGUGGUUUCGCUGGGCAUGUGCUGCUUCCAGCCACGCAUGUGGAGAGCCCUGGCGCACUACACGCGCCAGACGAGUAUGGGCAGGGCGGUCACGCAGACGAUGCUGAAGGGUGGGCCUGAUGAGAUUAGCGCCGACGCGAGCACGAAGCACUGGGCCAAGCAGGCUAGGUAUAUCAUCUUGCCGGUCCCGCCGUCGCCUAGCGGCUCGUCGAGGAGGUCGCGGGACGAGCACAAGACUAUAGGUAUUGCUACGCCUUCGGGGAGUCCCAGCAUCAUCGACGAGGCGGAUUUGAGCCGUUUGGCGAGAAUACGGGCAACGCUUAAGCCGGGGUUCGCGACUAGCAGGUCUCUGAACGACUAUGGCAGCCAGCGCAGCCAGAUCUCGUACACGGCCAUGGUCGACAACCCGGCUCAUGGCAACCGGGGGCCUUCUUGGAGGGGCUACGAAGGCGAGUCCCUCGAGAGGCUGAGAGAUUAG